Messenger RNA from Ophidiomyces ophidiicola, 981 nucleotides. RefSeq lists its product as uncharacterized. The transcript has 6 exons. Bases 1 to 981 code for a protein of 326 amino acids. Lineage: Eukaryota; Fungi; Ascomycota; Eurotiomycetes; Onygenales; Onygenaceae. The record is from RefSeq and is a predicted model, not a curated record.
AUGGCACAGGCUACGGGCCAACCUAUAGAGGUGUCCCAACAGGGGUACACACUUGGUCUUCAUGUUCUGUUUGAACCCGAAAAUGCUUCACCCAAAGUAGAGCUAAAAGAACUAUGUUUGAUUGAUAGUGUUGUGGCAGUCCACGGUCUGGGCGGGGAUUCUUAUUCGACUUGGAUAGAUCCCAACUCAAACUGCCUGUGGCUUCGCGACCUUCUGCCACAGUCCAAUAUUUUCAAAGAGAGUGCUAGAAUCUUGACUUUUGGUUAUGACGCCAAAGUAUUUGUCAAUCCAUCCGCAAGCGCUGCGAGGGGGCGUACAUUCACUUUUGCAGAGGAGCUGCUGAAUGACCUUGACGACAAGCGAGGGGGCGAGGCGCAGCAUCGCCCCAUAAUCUUUGUUGGGCAUUCUCUUGGUGGAAUUGUGAUCAAAGCUGCAAAGGCAUUGUGCUACGCCCACCUGCGCGAGUCAUUAUACAGUACGAUCCUCGACUCUACAUACUCAAUUGUCUUCUUUGGAACUCCUCACCAGGGCACUGACUCGGCGGUUUGGGCAACUUAUCUGGGGAAAAUUGGCACGGUUUUUGGAGUGGCGGCUUCCAGAGCCACCAGAGAUUUAAAGCGCUGGUCCGAUCCGUUGUUGGAAUUGUCUGUCAACUUCGCCGAACUGGUGGAUCGAUUCGAGAUCACGACCUUCUUUGAAGGAAAGCCUGUGAAUGGGGUUAUGGUCGCCCCUGAGGGGACGGUGCGUUUGGGGCUGAGAAGAGAGCGUUGUCGACAGCUUGACGGAGACCAUCGAACCAUAUGCAAGUUCUCCUAUUCUGAUCCAAAAUUCAAUGUGGUAAAAAACAGGUUCGAUAGCAUUAUGCAGGAAAUAAUGAGCAUGAGACUCGCAAAUGAGUUGCCGGUCCCAGUAUCAACGACGAGUCAACAAAGUCUCGAACAGCGAUUGGAAGCUUUGACGAAUUUUAAUAAAUCGGGUUGA